Wyeomyia smithii (pitcher-plant mosquito) is the source of this 693-nucleotide messenger RNA. RefSeq lists its product as uncharacterized. The transcript has 2 exons. Lineage: Eukaryota; Metazoa; Arthropoda; Insecta; Diptera; Culicidae. The record is from RefSeq and is a predicted model, not a curated record. The coding region runs from base 8 to 511 and encodes 167 amino acids.
GUUUAAAAUGCCACGCUGGAAGCAGACGUCUCCGAUAACGCAACGUGUUGUACUAUCUGAAGCCGCACGUCUUUUCGAUCCAUAUGGACUAGCAGGACCCGUCAUUGUUCAAGCGAAGAUGUUUCUCCAAGAGCUUUGGAAAGGAAAGUAUUCUUGGGAUGAGCCUUUAAGCAUGACGUUACAAUCACAAUGGCUGGAGUUCAGAAACAGCUUGGAUCGACUCGAUGCAGUUUCCGUGCCACGCUGGAUUGCAUUUGGUAAAAAUGUAAUUUCAUGCGAACUUCACGGUUUCUGUGAUGCCUCAGAAAGGGCUUACGGAGCAGUUAUCUACCUAAGAAGUGUAACACGAGAAGGUCAGGUAUCAGUUCGUUUAGUGAUGGCGAAAUCGAAGGUGGCGCCUUUAGAAGACUUGAAUAAGCGGAAGAAAAAACUGUCGAUACCCAGACUAGAGUUGUCAUCAGCAUUGGUACUGGCACACCUUGAAGUGUUGGCUUUCAUCGCAUCCGUCUAGAUGGCAAGUAUUCGUAGCCAACCGAGUGUCGGAGAUUCAGCACAUCUCCCGAGAAGGCGUUUGGAAUCAUGUGCCCGGCGUUGAGAAUCCGGCUGAUAUUAUUUCCCGGGGUGCGACACCGCUUCAACUAGCAGAAAGCUCUGUAUGGUGGAACGGUCCCAGUUGGCUCGGGAAAGAUUGCA